This is a messenger RNA of Sitodiplosis mosellana (orange wheat blossom midge), 3751 nucleotides long. RefSeq lists its product as uncharacterized. The record is from RefSeq and is a predicted model, not a curated record. Bases 556 to 3633 code for a protein of 1025 amino acids. Lineage: Eukaryota; Metazoa; Arthropoda; Insecta; Diptera; Cecidomyiidae. Gene Ontology annotation, cellular component: cytosol. Gene Ontology annotation, biological process: anatomical structure morphogenesis. The transcript has 8 exons. Gene Ontology annotation, molecular function: protein binding.
UUACUCUUGAAAUUGAAUGGUGCGGAACUUGAUAUCAGUUGGUAUUCUCAUUUUAUUCACGUGAGGCAACACAUUUGCCGUACAAAUUACUAAUUGCACCGUGCAAUCAAUGUUGAUUGCAAGUGAAGCGGUCAAUUCUUGAAAUUACUCGGCUUUUUAUCGCUCUCAAUAUCAAUCUUGUUAUUUCUCUUCUUCUUUUUUUAUUUUGGAAUCGUUUUAAUUUUUCAUUUCAUAAUUCCUUCGCCUCACACAAUAUUCGAAAUAGUAUGCUUGUGUGUUAGUGUGAAAGCAAAGGCAUACAUACACACACGCGCACAUAGUUGUGACAUUUUACGUUUAUCGUCCAGUGUGUCAGUGUGCAUACGCGUUGUUUUGACGUUUCGACUAAAGUUUUUUUUUUCUUCGGUCUUUUUCAAUAUAUUUUGAAUGAAAAAAAAAUAAUUUUGAGAUUAAAAUUUCACAAUUUUUUCGAAAUGGAAUCGUAAAAUGUACGAUUGAUUUGCAUAGUGCAUGUGUUAAUUGUCUGAAUUAAAUUAGUUUAAGGUGAAAACGACCAUGGAGAAACGUGUACUGGCCGAUCUCAUUUCAGUCACAACAAAAUCAAGCGAUAAAGCCACCAUAUUCAAGGCUUUGGUUAAGCUUCGAGCGGAAUUGGUUAAAGAUAAGCAUGGCAUCGAAAUGUUCUAUGCUGCUGGUGGUAUUUCACCAGUGGUACGUUUGCUAAGCAAACCGUAUGAAAAAAUUCUCGAGGUUGCGCUCAGUAUUUUGGGAAAUUGUUGUACACAGAAAAUGUGCUGCAAACAGGCCAUUUCAAAUGGGAUUGUGCCACCGUUGUUGACAAUCCUGAAGAGCAUUCCGAAUCCGAAAGUACAAUGUCGAGUUUGUCGUUUGCUUGGUAAUUUGGCCAGAGAAUCCAAUGAAAAAUUAUGCACAUUGGCCAAAGGCAUUGGUGUGGUGGUUGCUUCCGUGCUAGAAGACACCAAAGAUGUCGCAACGAUGGGCAUGGCCGUAAGAGCCACACGUUUGCUGUGGAACGAAAUGCCAUUCAACGAUGAAUUCGUUCGAUCGGAUGGCGUGGAAAAAAUUCUUGGCAUUUUGAUUGAAUACACAAUUGUUGAACAGAAAAAACCCUCACCCAAAUCUAUCGUCGAAGAGAAUCCGUACGAACGAGGACGCGUCGAAUUCAUGGAAACACACAUUCAAGCCAUGGAAACGAUUGACAGUCGCGUGUUUGAUCAUGAAAUUUUGAAAAAAAGCAGACCAGUCGACGAUGAUGCAUUUCAUGUUCCCGACGAUCCCGAGCAAUACAAUCUCGUGAUGGAAAUACUGAAGUGUCUGGAAACUGUGACCAGUGUACACUCAAGCGUGCAAAUCAUUUAUAAUUUCCUGCAUGUUCAGCACAGUGGAAGUUGCAUCACAUUCUUUGCACGUGGUGACAGUCCAUACCGUACGCAUUCCUUGAAAAUCCAAUCGAAUUUGGCCAAAUCAAGUGGACAAAAAAUAUUGAAUGAAGCUGAUGCAAUGACAACGGUUUGUAAGCUAGUGACAGCCACCGAUUUGAAUAAAGCACUCAGUGUUGCUGAAGAACGUUACUGCAUUUGUGUGAUAUGCCUGCUUGCCGACGACUCAUGCAAUCGCGCUAAGGUUCGAAAAAGUGGGGCUUUCAAGCAUCUUUUGCAGGUGGCAAAAGACACAGAUAACGACCCACUCUUGACAAUGAUUUUGAUUGGUAUAAAAAAUUUCCGUUAUGAUAAUAUGGGCAUGGAUUUAAUGAUUCAUAUGGGCCUAUUGAAUGUACUGGUCAAUCGUUUGGAAUCAAGUAUCAAAGAUCUAAAGGAAACUCACAAUACGGAUAAGCAGAAAGGCAGAGAAGCAGCAAGAGCACGGGAUGACGAUGAAGAUAUUGAAUUGAUCUUUCGAAAGCGUAUCAAAAUGGAUUUCAGUCCUCCCCGUUAUAUACCUCGAGACAUUGAUUCGCCAACGGCUUCAACCAGUAGUGGUUCGAUUUAUCAAUCGCCCAGCAAUAGCCCAUCGAGUUCCUCAAGCCCAUCACCACGCAGUUUGUCGCCAGCAAAUCAAGUGGGUGAUGCUUAUGAUGACAUCGAUGAUUAUUCGCCAGUGGUUAGCGAUAUCGAAGAUCAAAACGAUGAUGAGGCGGACUCAAAGGUGAAAGCAAAGCGAAAAGAUGACUUGGACAAAGAUAAUAACGAUAUCCUGCAGAGAAUCUUGAAUGAGCAAUCGACAUCGAAGUGUGAACUCGAACAGGGGAAUGUUUCCGAUCAGGGUGAACACGACGAAGCUGAUGAGGCAAAAGAAAAAAAGGGAAAAUCACCAAACCAAUCCGACAUUUCGGAGAAGAAAAAGACAAUCAAUUUGGUAUUGAGGAUUUUAUGCAGCGCAUCUUAUCGAUUGAGACAUCUUUCUAUCAACGAAUUAUGCAAGCCAGAAGUCUUAGAUACUCUGAUUAAAACGUGCCGUCUUACAUACAAACGUCAUUCGCCAGAAGCAGCUUGGGAUUCAUACGGUGCACCAAUGGUUUUGUCACACAUUAUUGAGGCGAAAAACUUUGUGUCGUUGCUCAAAACCAACUUUAUUUUCAAAGUGUACGAUAUGGCAAAUCCCGUGAAUGAGCAUCGAAACUGUGCUCUUUGCUCAGACUUGAAAUUCGUGGGUGAAGGCCUGAUGAAAUUGUUGAAUGAAACGGCUGAGAAUGGUUACGGACGUGGCGAAAUGGCGCAUUUUUUAUUGAAAAACGAUAAAGAAAUGCACAAGCAGGUGUCGGUGAUUUCGGCAAUGAUAAUUCGUGAUAAAAAGGUGUUGCAAACACUUCUGAUCAAACACGGUGGUCUGUAUACGAUAAUCGAAUUGAUCUUAACGAAAAAUGAGAAGCUCACAAAUGAGGCAGCCACUGGGCUCACAGCGCUGGCCAGAACGCUUGACAUUGCCAUGGCAAAAUGUGAUUCAAGCCGAAUUUCCAAACUUGAAACCGUUGUGGGCGGUGAUGGUUUCAGUGAUGCCCAGAAUUGGGAAGAAGAUGAGGAUCUGAUUUCGUUUGUUAGCGGUGAACAAACGGACGAAAGUAAUGAAACAAAUACAGCUAAAUUCAGCGAGAUAAUUUUAACCGAAAACAGUGAUGUGUUCAACCGAAUGUUCAACUCUGAUUUCCAAGAGUCAAAGAACAAACAGGUCUUUUUGAAGAACCAAUCGAUCGGUGGCAUUCGGUAUUUCUUGGAUUGCAUCAGACAGCAUGCAUUGGGAAAAGCGUUACGCAGUCCAGUUCUUCGAAAUACCACCGAAAGUGAUGAUGCUAUUUAUACCACAACAACUACAUUGAAGGCUGCCCUUGAAGCGUACGACAUGUGCCAAAUCUACUUACUGCCCGAGUUGGAGAAAGACAUUCUCAACAUGAUCAUUUAUUUAUUAAGCGCCGACAAUAUUCUCGAGCUAUUCAUAUUCUCCAUGCAAAAUCACAAACAAGAACUCACCGAAAUGGCCAUCAAUUUCUUUUUAACAUCGAAUUUACCGGCCGAGGAAAAGGUCAAAGUGUUCCGGGCUGCUUACGACUGUGAAUAUUUCAAGGAAUGGAAUGACUUAAUUUUAGAUACCAUUACUUAUACCUGUCAAAAUCAUUAAAAUUCAUUUAGUUUCGCUUAUCCGUGUCACAUGCGCUAUGAAAAGUGUUUUCUUAGCGAGUAAAAUGCAAUAAAUAAAUAAAAUCAACUGAAAAAUGCAACAUUUACAUUGCAGAAUA